UUUACUUUAAUUUAAUAUAUAUAAGGCAGUAUUAUCUUAUAAUGGGUAAAUUUGAUAAUAAAGCAAAAUAGUCCAGAAAUAGUUCAAUAUGAUUUUAACAAGGUCAACAUUUUGAGUGUUUUUGUUUACCAUUCCCAUAGGCCAAGUGACACGUUUUUGACCAUUACAACAAGCCAAGUUGUGAACUACUUACUGAUCAAUAAUCACUUGGUGGUGCAUUGAUUAGUAUAUAAAAAGCUAAUGUAGGGAGCCACCAUUCACAGACUGACACAAAGAGGAGAACGGCACUGUUUAUUUAAAACAAGAAUGUGAAUUUUCUUUCAAUUAUUUUAACAGAAUUUCCUUCAGUUUUGUAUAAAAAUAAAUUUCGGACUCUGAGACAUCAAGCCAUACAUCAUGAGCCAUCACUCUUCUUGGAGAGGGCAUCAUUGUGCCCCUGGAGACAACAACUGCACUGCAGGCUUUACGGAGUCCUUGGGCAGCAGGAACUACAAGUUGCAUGUGCCUAUCCAUGGGCCGACCCACAGCCACCACCAUGAGCCUCCACACACGUUUCCCACCGUGGAUGUUCCUGAUCAUGCUCACUAUAUCAUCGGCACUGUCAUCCUAAUAGUUGGCAUCACCGGAGUGAUUGGAAACGCACUGGUGAUCUACGUGUUCUGCCGGAGCCGUUCUCUUCGCACUGCAGGGAACAUGUUUGUGGUGAACCUGGCUGUGGCUGAUUUCUUCAUGUCCCUUACUCAGUCGCCCGUGUUCUUUGUAGCCAGCCUGCACAGGCGCUGGAUCUUUGGCGAGCGCAUUUGUGAGCUCUAUGCCUUUUGCGGUGCCCUUUUUGGGAUCUGUUCCAUGAUGACUUUGACUGCCAUUGCUGCUGAUCGUUGCCUAGCCAUAACUCAGCCUCUUGCCUUGGUGGGCAACGUUAGCCGACGCAAAGCAGGCGCGGUGUUGGUCGUUGUGUGGCUCUACUCUCUGGGCUGGAGCCUUCCGCCUUUCUUUGGCUGGAGCGCUUAUGUUCCAGAGGGUCUUCAGACUUCCUGUUCUUGGGACUAUAUGACCUUCACUCCAUCAGUUCGUGCAUACACCAUUUUCCUCUUCAUUUUUGUGUUCUUCAUCCCACUGGGCAUUAUUGGCAGCUGCUACUUUGGAAUCUUCCAAGCUAUCCGAGCAAUGGGAAAGGAAAUUAGAGAGUUGGAUUGUGGGGAAACGCAGAAGGUGUAUGAACGCAUGCAGAACGAAUGGAAGAUGGCGAAAGUCGCCCUCCUGGUCAUUUUGCUUUUUGUAAUAUCCUGGUCGCCCUACUCUGUGGUGGCCCUCACUGCCACGGCUGGCUAUUCCCAUCUCCUGACCCCCUACAUGAAUUCAGUACCCGCUGUGGUUGCCAAGGCCUCAGCCAUCCAUAAUCCCAUCAUCUACGCAAUUACGCAUCCAAAGUAUCGGGCGGCUAUUGCCCGUUACAUUCCAGUACUCCGCACCAUCUUACGUGUGAAAGAGAAGGAGCUCCGUUCCUCUUUUAGUUCCGGCAGCGUUAGUUCCCGUCGUCCGACCCUCUCCAGCCAGUGCUCCCUGGGAGUUAGCAUCGGCAAUGCAGCACGAGCUAACGGCCGCUGGGGAAAGACACGCUUGUCUUCUGCUUCAGAUAGUGAUUCUUGCUGGACUGAGAGUGAGGCUGAUGGUUCCAGCGUCAGUUCCCUGACGUUUGGUCGUCGUGUGUCCACCGAGAUCUCUACAGAUACUGUCAUUCUUUCACCAGGGUCAAGUAUUAGCACCGCCAGUGGGCAGAAAUCAGAGAAGCCACACAAAGUUGUAAGUGCACCGGUGCCGUCAAUUAGUUUUGAAACAGAUGCAGCAGAUGAGUCUGAUGGAAAGGCUUUGCUCCUCGGAGGGAACUAAGGGAAUGACACAGCUCUGCAGGGUACUAGUAACUUUAGUAGCUUUGACCUAUUAUUUUUUAUUUAGAAUAGAUGUCCUUAUUUACUCUUUGCAUGUCGUGAACAACCCUUGACUUGUUAGUUUUGUAAACUUUGUUUUUGAAAUGAAAUGAUUUCCAAGUUAUAUGUGAAUUUAAAAAAUGUAUUAUUAUUUGAAUAAUAAAAC
This is a messenger RNA of Rhinichthys klamathensis goyatoka, 2094 nucleotides long. It is a transcript of the gene opn4.1, whose product is annotated as opsin 4.1. The transcript has a single exon. Gene Ontology annotation, biological process: G protein-coupled receptor signaling pathway; visual perception. Gene Ontology annotation, cellular component: membrane. The record is from RefSeq and is a predicted model, not a curated record. The coding region runs from base 397 to 1890 and encodes 497 amino acids. Lineage: Eukaryota; Metazoa; Chordata; Actinopteri; Cypriniformes; Leuciscidae. Gene Ontology annotation, molecular function: G protein-coupled receptor activity.